This is a messenger RNA of Closterium sp. NIES-65, 3105 nucleotides long. The record is from the annotation of a GenBank genome assembly. Lineage: Eukaryota; Viridiplantae; Streptophyta; Zygnematophyceae; Desmidiales; Closteriaceae.
AUGGCUGGCGUCGCGCCGCCGGCGGGGAGCAGCGCGAUUCCCGACCUGAACGAGCCUUUCAUGGAGGAAGAUGUAGACGCCACUAGGGCAAAUAUUCCCGCCGACAUGGUGGUCGACGUAGACGCCGCUAGGGCAAAAAUUCCCGUCGACCCGACCAUCCCCCUACCGCCAGGGACGAAAGGGGCUCCCGAACCCGAGCCGGACCGGUACUCGCCGCGUUCGGACACGGAGCAGCCACCGCCAAUUGGACCAUUUCCAGAAAACGACUACGUGUAUCUGACCGUAGAGGACUUGUUGGCAGCCGACGAGAAAGAUGACGCCUUCCUGCAAAACAUUCCGCGCGACGAUUUUGCGGAAGCCGCCUUCGACAUCAACAAAGAGUUCGCCAAGAAGAACAGAUUGCUGAGGAUGAUGUGGGGUUUCCGGCAUCUGGACACGCUGGAGGCGAGAACGACCCGGGUUCAGUACCUGCGGGCGCUGCUCGACUUCAGGAGAUGGUGCUGCGCGAACCUUCCAAGACAGCAAACCGCCAGAGUCAAGGGGGACGGCCUGCUGGAACACGAGGACGAGAUAGGGAGGUACAUCGACGAAGACAUGGGUGAUCAGUGGCACACAGCCAAGGGCGACCUACAAUGGAUGCACGGUCCCCGCGUCAACGCCACGCGGAUCAGGGCGUACAUUCUGUCAAUCGCGAGGCAGCACGGUAUUGCAAAGGCCGAGGAGCUCGAGGAGCUGAAUCCCGACGUCCGUGUCCAGCCCCUGAAGCCGACAACCGUUUCGAUGCUGCUCAUCCGCAUCAAAGCGCUCCAGAUAGCCUGCAAGGUCGAGGGGACGCUCUUCGGGGUGAAGGAGCUCCACAUCAUGUACGACAUCUCCGAGGUCCGCCGGAGGUGCGCGCGAUGGUCAGAGAGAAGUGGCACAGGGACGACAGGUAAGUCGGCAAGUCGUCCCGCGCCUGUUUCCCGGUUCGCCCAGCUAACCCAGUCCUCGUGGAAACUGAUGUGCAGGGAUUGCGUCGACCGGCACCGCGGAACGCUCGGCGACACGUACACCACCGACCAGAUCCGCCACCUCAUGUUCAAGGUCUUGCCAACCUGGGCAGCUCGGGCGUACGAACCCAAAGCGGCCACCCCCUCCCAGACACUGUGGAAGUUUCUGCUGAUGAAGACGAUGACCCUCUUGGGUCACCACACCCUUCUCCGCGGAGCCAGUCUCCGAGCGAUCGAGCUCCCCGACCUGUUUUUGUACAGAAUGGGGAGCGCGUCGCCCGAGCACUCCACGCGACGGCCGGUUGUCAUGGUCGUCGCGUCACGAAACUCCAAGACGAACAAGGAUGCUCGUUUGCAUCACAGCUACGCGGCGAGACACCUGGAGCAAGAGAUGUGCGCCGUCGGUCACACAUUGUUGUGGCUGCACUUCGUGUACGACCAGCUGAGCCGCUCGCCCACCUCUCGAUGUGUGCCGCCCCUCGACUUCACAACUCCGUACAGCUGGUAUCACAAGCACCUCUUUCAUGCUCGGAAUGACAAGGCACAAAAAGAGCUGCCGGCUUCAUCUCAUUCUCGGAUCACGAAAGAGAUGUGGCGGACGAACAAGAUCUUCAUCACGUGCAACACCCACGCCGCCCGGGCGGGUGGGGCACAGGAGCUGGCCGACGACGGCGUUCCGCGAUCUGACAUCGCCGACUUGGGCCACUGGGCGCUCGACAAACUCGUGAAGAGCUACAUCACGACCAUCCCGAAGGCGGCGGUGUUGAGAAAGGUCGGCUACACGGGCAAGCACGGUGACUACCACCUCGGCCGGAGCAUGGUGAAGCCCGACGACAAGGUGGUGGCCCUCAUCGCCCAGCACAUCUUUCCGUGGGCUGAAGCGGAACUGGCCAAGGUGAGCAUUUCGGACGGCAAAAACGCCGACAACUCGCCGACCAUCUCCACGACGACAUUAUACCGACGGCUGAUUGUGUUUGUGUUUGUGUUCGACUCGCAGGCGGUAAGGUGUGCAUCCGCGAGAGAGCCCAACACGACCGGGGUGCACUUCCUGCAAUCGCUCAUCGAGUUCGGCCGCCGAAUUGUCGCCGAGGAUCUUGCGUGCAUGCUGAUGCGCGAACCGUGGCACCCGUACGUCCAGAGUUCCAAGCUCUGCCGCGACCUCGACUUCCGGAAAUGGGACAAGGACGUCAACAGGGAAUUCAGCGCGCGAGUCGACGCCGAAUAUCAGGUCGACCAGCUCACCAUGAUGCUGCACCGCCAGAGGGAGGAUGCCGAGAUCGAGAAGCUUGAGAUGCAGAAGAAGUUGGAGGAGAAGGACGCGGAGAUCGCGAAGUUGAUGCAGGCUCUCAAGCUGGCCGAGGCACGGCCGACGCCGACUGCGCCGACACCGUCAAGGCCGAUGACCGCCGCCGAGAAGGAAACGUCUGUCAAGAUCGAGAAGGAACAGGACGAUGACCUGACGUACGAGGUCAGCGUCGUGCAUCCCUGGCGCACAUCCAAGACGGUCGAGGCUGCAUGGCGCUGGUGGAACAACCCGUCCAACUUCGACUCGCGUCCGUUGCGCGAACGUUACGACGAGCACAGAUUCCUCGUCAGACACACGCGCAUGAUCUGCAAGGUCGAAAAGGGCGACAAACCCGCCGCGUCGGCGAAGUCGGCGAAGAGCUCUCGUCCCACGACCGAGGUGGGUGAGACGGGGAAAAACGAUGCGCUGCAGCAAUGCACUCGCCGGAUGAGGCGGAUCAUGGAAGCGGUGCACGACUUGCGGCGAAGCGACGACGCCGCUGACACCGCCGCCGUCAUCAAGCUACUCGACCACCUGGGGCGAGCGGGGCUUUCCACUUUCAGCGACGCGCUCUUGGUCCUCCGUGCAACCCCGCCCAUCAAGGUCUUCACCACAGCCGACGGAAAGUCGGUCGGCAUCAAGGGUCUGGACAAGCCGCUGGCGAGGAAGCUCGCCGUUGCGUGGGGCGUGGUCACGGCGGGCUACAUGGACGCUGACUGGGGAAAGAGGCUCUUCGGCGACUUGUGGGAUGAGCAGGCCAAUAAGGCCGGCUUGGAGGCCGAGGCGACUGCGGGAGCCAUCGGCGCAGGGAAGCGCAAGAGGGCGGGCUGA